AAUAUUGUUAUUACUAAUGCAAAAGAAAAAGAAAGAGCGCGAGGCAUUUGAAUACCUCAGGCGGCUAGAAAUAACAAAAUAAAAUCGUAAGCGUUAGCGUUUUCCAAAGCAUUUCCGUUAGGCGAUUGGCCCCCAGACAUUGCUCACGCUGUGAGCAUGCUCAGUCAGUUCAACGAGUCCCACUCUGAAAGACAUUGGAAAGCGUUGAAGCGUGUCCUUCGUUAUAUAAAAGAUAAUGGGAAAGGGCAGAAAGAAACGAGAUGACAUUUGGAAACACUAUCGUGUGGGUCCUGAUAAAUCGGUGACUUGCAAGCAUUGUGAUCAUAAAUAGAAAAUAGCAAACGUCAACAAAAUGGGAGGUCAUUUAUUAAAAUGUGAGAAGUGUCCUGCAGUUGCUAAAAAUGAGCUGAAAAGUCAAACUGACGUAAAUAUCAUCAAUAACACUAACAGUUCCGUUGUAAUGACGACAUCUUCGCAGCCAUCGCUUCCUGUUGGUUCGCUGGAUUCAGAAAAUAGUAAGCAUAGUUUGAAUCAGCCCUCGUCGUCAUCACAAAGGCAAUCCACAGAAGAGGAAGAUAUCGAGAGGCUGACAAUAAAAUUAGCAAAGGCAGUAUUCAUUUCUGGAUCACCUUUGAGCCUGGUAGAACAUCCAUUAUGGAUAGAUUUUUUUAAAGAUCUGCAACCAUUAUUUAAGUUACCAUCACGUAAGAUCUUAUCAACUACGCUUCUGGAUAAAGUGCACACGGAAAUUAAAAAAAAGGUGAUUGAAUAUUUACAAACAACAAGUUCUUUGCAUUUACAGUGUGACGGAUGGACCAAUGUCAAUAACGAAGGAGUGAUAAAAUUUAUUAUUUCAAAUCCUGAACCAUAUUUUGUAAAAAGUUUAUCCACAGAAUAUAACAGGUAUACCAGUUUGUACCUAAGCGAAGAAAUUAUAAAAGUAAUGCGUGCUAACGGUGAAACAAAAUCUGUAGCUUUGAUUGGGGAUAACGCCAGAAAUCUCCAAAAAGCUUUCGAAUUAGUAAAAAAUUAUAUUCCACAAAUAGUGCCUCUUAAUUGUGCAGCUCAUACAUUGAACUUACUAACUCACGACAUUAUUAAAUGUGAAGUUAUCAAGCUACUGAUGUUGUAAGAACAAUAAAAAAAGCCAGCCUUCAAACUUAUUAUUAAAUAAAAUUAUUAAAGAAAAGAAAACAGGAGAGACCUUAAAAUUGCCCGUAAAAACACGUUGGGGUAGCCAUGUAGCUUGCUUUAAAAGUAUAAGCAAAACAAAAGCAGCCCUACUGGCCCUGUAUUCACGAAGCCACAGUGCUUCCUUCAGAAACUAAAUCUACUCUUCUAGAUGACAAUUUCUGGAGUAUGUUAGAAGAUUGCAUAGUUAUUCUGGAACCAGUCACCGAGCCUAUUUUUAUUUUAGAGGCAAACAAAUGUAAUAUUCACAAUGUCUUUUCUAUAUUCAAAGACGUGAAGUCAGUCAUUUUACCCAACAUAACAAUCAUAAGUAUUGAGGACAAACAAGCAAUUUUGGAAUCAGUUGAUAAAAUAACAAAAGAUUGUAUAAAACCUAUACAUUUAGCGGCCUAUCUUUUAGACCCAAAACACAAGGAUUGACAUUAAACGAGAAUGAAGAUCUGGCAGCAAUGGAAUUUAUUGAAAUAAUGGCGCGAAAUCACAAUUCUGAUGUAGUCACAGAUUUAGCCAAUUACAAAGCCAGGGAUGGAUUUUGGAGGAAGCGCUUUAUAUGGGAACAAGUUGAAAAUAUAAGUCCUGUAACAUAGUGGAAGGGUCUUUGCUCGUCUUAAAACCUCAGCAAAAUAGCAGUACGCAUUUUAACCGCCCCGUGCACAUCUGCAGCCACAGAGCGAUCUUUCAGUAAGCAUGGACACAUAAAUUCUAAGAAGCGAAACCGUUUAACAACCGAAAAGGCAGCUAAACUGGCAUUCGCGUCUUAUACCAGGGAUUUGCUUCACAAGUACAAUUAAAUUGUGGGAUCAGAAGAUAGUGAAUGUCUUAAAGAUAGGAUGACUCCAGAUCAUGUUCAAAACAUUCAACAAUCUGAAGAAAACCAAUCUAGUGAAGAUGAAAGUCAGGACGAUGAUCGGAACAAACGUACUACGGAAGAAAUUAUCUUAGCAACAAGAUCACCACAGCUUGAUAUAGAAUUUUUUGAUUGUGGUCGUAAUACUAGCAGUGAUGAGGAGUGAAAAUAAUAUUAAAUGAGUACCCACUUAAGUACGACUGUGAAUUUAAUUAUUAAUUUAAAAAAAAUGUUUUGUUUAAUUGUUAAUAUUGGGGACUAAAAUUAACCUCCCAUAGUUCCAUAUUUACUUACUACAUUAUUAGAGAGAUUUAGUCCAUUUUAAUAAUAUUGUGUUGAUUAUAAUUAAGCAGAUAAUUAUGAUGAUUAAUACUAACUCUACAAAAUUACUCACUUUACAAGUAAGAUAUAAAAAGUUUAAGAUAAUUAGAUUUUAUAUGCUGUGCUGAUAUUACUACAAUUAAAGAUUU
This is a messenger RNA of Chilo suppressalis (striped riceborer), 2508 nucleotides long. The record is from the annotation of a GenBank genome assembly. NCBI's taxonomy places the organism in Eukaryota, Metazoa, Arthropoda, Insecta, Lepidoptera, Crambidae.